ACAUAUAUGUUUCAAUUAGUUGUAUAUCCUCCCCCCACGCCAGCCCCACCCACUCCAUCUCUUGUUUUGUGUUACAAUUAGUCAAUAGUCUUCUUCAAGUAAAGGGUCGCUGUUUAUCCUCAGAAAAAUAAAUUCGUUGGUCAAUUUUAUUGCCAUGGCCCAAGAUGGACUUUCGAGAUCACUUUCAAAUUCACCACCAACACAUUAUUCUCUAAAAAUAGAGUCAUUCUCGAUGCUGACUAAAAAUUCAGUGGAUACAUAUGAAUCUGGGGAGUUUGGUGCUGGAGGAUACAAAUGGAAACUGGUGGUGUACCGAAAUGGAAACACAAAGAAGAAUGUAGAAGACCACAUCUCUGUCUACUUAAAAAUGGCCGAAGCAAAUUCACUUCAGACUGGUUGGGAAGUAUCUGUUGAUUUUAGAUUGUUUUUGCUUGAUCAGAAUAAGGGAAUCUACUCGGUUCUUCAGGAUGCUAAUAUGAACAAGAUGUGCUUGCACGGGGCGAUGCUCCAAGUGGGUUUCGAUAGAGUUAUCCCUCUGAAAGAAUUUUCUGUUGCUUCCAAUGGCUAUCUCAUUGAUGAUGCUUGUGUUUUGGGAGCCGAGGUCUUCGUUCUUAAAGAAAGAAGAGCGGGUAAGGUAGAGUGCCUGUCAAGGAACAAGAGUGCUUUUAUGAAGAAGCAUUGUUGGAAGAUUGAGAGUUUUUCAAUGUUAAAAUCCGAAUUCUUGCAAUCAGAACCAUUCACUGCAGGAGGGCAGACAUGGGUGAUAAAGCUCUAUCCCAAGGGAGAUGCAAUUGGAAAGAAUACUCAUGUUUCUAUUUUCUUAAGAUUGGUUCAUCCAGAAAAGCUAUCUCCUGGCUCCCAAUUACUUACAGAGUAUACUCUGCGCAUCGUAGAUCAAUUGAACGGCAAGCAUAUGAGUCGGAAAUCGGAUUAUGCCUGGUUCAGUACCAUGGUGGGUUGGGGUUGGUCUAGAUUCAUUGACUUGGGCAGUUUCAAAAUGUCAAACAAUGGUUAUUUGUUGAAGAAUACUUGCUUGGUCGAGGCCGAGGUCACUGUCCAUGGAAUUGCCAAAGCAUUAGAGCCAGCUAAAGCUUAAAAUACUCGUAACAUACCUGGUAUGCUAGAUUUGGAGAUUGGAAGAUGAAGAAGAUGUGGGGGAAUUGGAGGAAGAAAGCAAAUCUAAAGUUGGAAGAUGGUAUUGUCAUGAGCGACUUUGUUGUAAAUUAUGUGCGUUCUACUAAAGAAUGAUUGUAAUAAAUAUAAUUUUUAAUUUUUUUUAAUAAAAA
Molecule: messenger RNA, 1286 nt
Organism: Prunus avium (sweet cherry)
Lineage: Eukaryota; Viridiplantae; Streptophyta; Magnoliopsida; Rosales; Rosaceae
Molecular function (GO): protein binding
Source: RefSeq, a predicted model, not a curated record